GGAGUGUUCUUGUUUGCGGGUAAUCUCGUUCUUGCUCCUCGAUGAUCAUGUUUUCUGAAUAAUUCAUCCAUUUUCGUGACACCAUGCAGGAGCUUUGCGACGAAGAGGCGCAAGCGGAGGAAACGUCAGACCGCGACGACGCUACCCUCGAUCAGGCGCCCUCCAUUCACUCGUCCCUCGAAACAAGCGUGCCGUCUUUAGCUGACGUUUCCCUGCAAACAGGACAAAGUCUGCUAGCGGACGACGUCGUCGAGAAACCGCAACAGCUGACCAAGCAGACAUCCACCAAUCGAAUCCCAAUUUCGACGGAAUGUCACUCACUGACCACGCAAACCGUGGACGUGAUACGCCCCAACGUCGAGAACGUUCAGACCCAGGAAACGAUAAAGAUCCUGAAGACCACGGAAGGCGAUCACGACGUGAUCGAGAUAGCCACGAAGAACGUACCUUCCACCUCCAUUCAGGAAGUCGUCCAAGAACGUCAUCCCGAAGCGACAACCGAGGACAUCGUGGUCGACAUGAAGUACCAAGAUCCCACGAACACCGAAAACACCACCAGCGAGUUGAACAUCGUUCACGCUGCACCGCAAUCGUUCGAGACUGUCCUGGUCGAGCCGGACGACGUGACCACCGAAGUGGUAGUGGACGAGGACGGUUCGAAGAGGAUAAUCGUUAGGAAAUUGAGGCGAACCACCGUGACCAGUAGACAAACUACUCAGCAACACGUGUCUUCGACGUCCACGGCGAUCGGGGACGCUCCGUCCGUGGUGCAAGCUUUCUCCGAGGCUACCAUGAGGGAUCAACAGGUGACAGUAAGUACCGCGAAGCCGAACGGCACGAUAGAAACUACCACGAGACAGAUCUACGGCGGCAGGGUGACUACCGGUACUCCGUACAAGGACGUCAACGUGGAGGAGUACGAAUCAGCGCCGCAGUACACGCACAUGGUGACCCAGGGUCACAUUCGAGACAUCAGCCCGCAACCUUUCGAGGAGGGUCUCUUGACGGAGGGUGGAGAAUAUCGGGCACAAACGUCGAGCGUGCACGCUGUGGUGCAGCAAGUUACCCGUAGGGUGGUCAGAAAGACUAGGAGAAUCAUCAGAAAAGUGACGAUCAUAGAUGGCAAAGAGACUGCCACGGAGGAGAUCAUAGAGGAGCCAGAGGAAGUGGAAAUCGACGAGAAAAACAUUCCGCACAUAAGCAUCAACGUGGUUAAACAGGAAGAACAGAGGCAGUUUGGAAGAGAUGCUGGAAUAGGCGAAGGGAGAACACCGGAGUGUAUUUUGGUUGAAGAAGUCACUGACAGGGAAGAGAAGGAAGUCAAACUGGAGAAAGACGAAGGUUUGAAGGUAGAAGAGAAGGAAGUCGAAGAAGAUAAGGGCAGAGAUUUGAAGAUAGAAGAAGUUACAAUCGAUGACGCGCCCAUGCAAGGACCGUUCUUUGGAGCGUUUGCUAAAGACAUGCAUCCAAGCACGUCCUACGUAGAAUCGAGACCCUUGACUGACAGGGAGAAACGCGACAGGAAGGAAGAGAGAAUUACCUCGCCAGAGGAAAUUUUGGAGAGUCUAGUCUCACCUUCAAUAACAGACAUUCGAAAGGAACAAUCUCCUGAACGAACGCCCGAGGAAUCAUUGUCGCAGAUCCAAGAACUGGACGACGAAAGUUCGAAGCCAGAGUCCGUCGAAAAGAAAGUGGAACCAGUGGACAAAUACGAGCACGAGCACUUCCUGGUCGAGGUAAAAGAGAAAAAGCCCCUAUCGUCGAUCAGCCAGGCGUUCAUCGAUGCUGAAGCGUCUGCUGCGUUGCAGAGUCCAAUCGGCGAAGAGGUCAAGAUACGCGAGACCGAGGAACAGGAAGAGUUAGCAAAGUCUUCGGUCGAGUCGAUCGUGUCGGAGGACGUGGCGAGCGUCACUAAAGCGACCUGUAAGUCUGUCGAUGCACCAGUACGUGACGAAACACCCGGUAUCGAGCUAGAAGGUCGCACGUUAGAUGUAGAAAAGCACGAUAAAGACACUAGAGGCACCGUAGAUGUACUAGAGGGAAAACCAUCGAGAGAGGUCUCGAUCGAAACGUCGGCGAGAGAGGCAUCAGAGUCGUCGAUAGAGGAUCGGCAAAAGACAGUUCACGUUUCAGAAGAGCGACCCGCGCAGAUCGAAGAGGCUGGAACCUCAGCGAUUCCAGCACCGAUGGAGAGUGAAACGCACGAGAAACAAUCGGAUGCUCUGCCUAUCCACGUGAGACAGCAGAUAGUGAAGAACUCGUUCGUUCCGGAGAUCGAUUAUUCGGUCGACGAUUACAUGGACGAAGCCCUGAAACCGGAAUACAAACCGAUCUUCCACAAAGUGGAGAUAUCACUGGCUGUGAGGAAGGACGGCGAGGAGAUGCAGCCUACGGUGUCGGUGAAGAGUCAGGCCGAGCCGGAAGGGGCUCCUCGUCGCAUGGUGAAGGAGGACGUCGACAUCAGUCUACCGGCGGACAAGGAGAGCAAAUCGGUUAUCCACGACAAGAUCGUGCAAACUUCUCCGCCGUUAUCCGAGCCGAAAAUCGUCAGUUUGGACAAGUCUGUCGGAGUUUCGGAGAGACGAGUCCUCACCUCGGACAAGUCUGUCGUCACGUCGGAGAAAGAAGAGACCGACAAGUCUGCCGUCACUUCGGAGAAAGAAGAAACUUCCGACAACGUGAUCACGUCGGAGAAAGAGGACGAGUGCCAGACUGAGCCUGCGAUCGAAUUCGAGGAAGGGGCGAAAGAAGAUGUCAGGUCGCUCGUGGAGACGAGAUCGAGCGUGGACGUCUCUCUGGCAUCCAAUAUCGCAGACUCUACGGAGAUCGACGUCGCGUUGUCCGAUUCUUCGAAGCACGACGUCAGCGAGGCACCGCAGCCCGACAUCGCGAAGAUGCUCGAAUCUAAAGAGCUGGAGCUAUCUUCGAAAGAUGGAACGUCGGGAGGGGAAGACGGUUACGAGGCGGACAGAACGAUAGUGUCGACGACUACGCCGGACGACGAGGACACGAUCAAGACGAAGAAGAAGAAGAAGAGGAAGCAGAGGAUACGUAGUCUCAAGGACGAGGAGCAGACCGAAUUCCCAAAGACCACCUCCGACGACGAGGCGUUCACGGACGACCUGGCGGAUGGGGAGCGACGAGUGGAAAGCGAGGACGCGAAGGCAACGAAGAAGAAAAAGAAGAAAAAGAAGCGGGCGGACGUCGACGUCGAAAGAUCACCAGCCGUCGCGUUAAGCGAGGCAGACGCGCAGACCGUUCCUCAAGAGUUCAACGUUUCCGUUGCCACGUCACCGAAGCAACAAGAGGUGUCGGAAAUUUAUGUUCAGACCUCGCCGCAUUUAUUGGAGGAGCAGACCGAGGUACCACAGGUCGAUGAAGUUCACAAACAAGUGCAAACUUCUCCUCCAAUUUCGCUCGAGGAGGAGAAGGUUGAAUCACCGAAAGCGGAGGAAGUUCACACGGAGAUGCAGACGUUACCGUUGUCUACUUUGGACGUCAGCAUGCAAACUGUGCCGGAGGAGGAACCUGAGAAACCGAGUACACAUCACUCCGAAAUGCAAACGUGCCCGUUACCUGCUUUGGACUUUGGCGUUCAGGCUGUCACCGAGGAGCCGCCUGAAAUAGAAGAAACGAGUACUCAAACGAUGGAGACUGCCGAGAAGAAAGUGGAGGAGUACGCCGUGCAAACCAGUCCGAUCGAAGACGUUGAAGGAGCCAACGUCCCGAUCGAAACUGAAGAGACUCAGGUUCAAACUGUGGCGACGGAUGUGGUUUCCAUCGAGGCGCAAACAUCGCCAAUGCCGGCGUCAACGGAGAUAGAAACGCAAACCGCGGAGAGAAUGGUGGUCGCCGUUGAACAACAGACUACUCCACCACCGAGCGAAGAGAAGAUUCUAACUGGUAUCGCCACUCAAACCGUAACACCUGAAGCACCUCGGACCAUGGAAACGGAAGCACAGACUAGCAAACCGAGUAGCCCAGAGAUAGUCACUCUGGACUUCAACGUUCAAGCAGAUCUGACAGAGCAACCUUCGCUCGAGGCGAUGGAAACGCAGACGACUCCGGAAGAAAGUCCUCGACAGGUGGACACUCAAGAAACCGAGUCGCAGACGAUGUUGCCCGAACCGACUCAGGAAACUAUGAUACAGACAAGCCCGGUUACGUUCGCUCCGGAAAAAGUCGAAGUGUGCGAACUGUCUUCUCAGACCAGUUUGGAAGAGGGGAAGCAAUUGAUGGACGAACAGUCUCAGACUGUCGCGCCAGAGAGGAUAGAGACCUCGGACAGCUCGGUGCAGAUAAAGACGAGCGAAUUGGUGCCGCACGCUGAAGAGAAUGUGCAGAUCAUUCCCGAAACUCGCGAACGUGACGCGCAAACGAUCGUCGACGAAGAGAAACCGUUGCUGGUGACGGUCUCGCAGCAGACGAACGGCGUGUUGCAAGUUCCUGCCGAAGAGGAGAAAGUGGUGGUUGAAGACGAUGAAGGUAACGUGAUAGACGAUGAAGGUAACGUGAUAGACGUGGUGGACGGGGAGGCGAAGACGCCUCUGAAACUUACAGAAAUUCCAGUAGCACCUGAUGUACAAGUACAAGAAACUAAGGAACAUUUGGAUACGACGAAGAUCGAGAAAGUAACAGAACUGGCGUCUGUUGUGGAAGAAUCUGUCAAAGAGGAGGAGUCGACGGUUGCAGAACGAUUGCGGAGUCUCUCCGAGAGAGCGGAAGAAACGGAGGAAUCGACGGCGCCUUCGAUGGAGGAGGAUACCGAAACUGCGAACGCUGGAUUCGAAAUACGUCUGCAGGCAACUGUAGAGUUCCCUGCUAGCGACACCACUGCUGACACCACGAGCAAAUUGAGCUAUGAUAGCUCGCAAGACACGACCAUUACGGAGGACACUAGCUCCGGAGGGAAGAUAGACGACAGCGUUGGAAGGAGACAGAAACGAAAGAGGAGGCACAAGACCAUCGAAAUCUCCGCGACGAGCGAAAAGGAUCUGGAAUCCAUAUUUGGACAACCGAUAGAGUCGCGAGACGUGUCUCUGAGGUUGUCUUAUUCCGACGUCGCUAAGAGGAACGUGGGCAAGGAUAGGUCUCCUCCUGGUGAAGCUGGUUCGAACAGAGGUUUCGAGGAAGACGGUGUCAAGAUCGUGCCGGAGGAGAAGGCGCAUGAAAUUGAAGAAAAUGUUGUACAAAGUGUUGACGUACCGUUUACAACGACGAAACCAGUGGCAAUUGAAGAGACGCAAGAUGUAUGGACGUUAGGCAAGGAUCAAUUGGAAGGACAACAGACGCCAGUUAUUCCACACAUGCCUUCGCCUGAACCGAUGGACACGACCGAAGAACCACUUUCUCCUAUGGAAUCGAUAGAAGUGUUACAGGAAGCUGAUCGACCGAGGGUUAAGACCUACGCGGAUAUUAUCAGCGAGUCUUCGAAGAAGCCAGAAAGGGAUCAGUCUUCGUGGGAAUUGUCCCACCACGCUGCGCCGAGUGCGCAGAAGAGCGCGAGUUCGAAAGCUUUCUUACUCGCUGAGGCUGCAGAGUACGAACCUCAACAUCAAAUCACUCAGAGCAGCCAAACGACCAAAGCGAUCUCCGAUCGAAUGCAGAACCUUCGAAACGCCAAACAGCCGAGUCAUCUAGGGAACAUCCUUCGCAUAGCUCACCUUGAUAAGAUAGCGAACGAGAAGCAAGCUGAGGAACGAGCUGCCGAGGUGAGGAAGGAGCUGUCGCAUUUGAGGGAUGCCGCGCAGGAAAAAGACGCGAUCACCGUCGAAGAAACUCUGGUCGUCGUCGUGGAUACGAUCUCCACUUGGCUGGAGACGAUCGAGUAUAGAAUUUUCCUGAGCAAAGAGUGUCCCAGCGGUCCCUCUCACGACGACAAGACUUACGUCGAGCUGAAGGACGAAGUGGAGAACGUGGAAGAGAAUAUUCAGGAGUUGAAUAAUAUUUGGAAAUUGGUGGAGGCGAAUUACCCAGGGGAAGAUAGAAAUAAUUUGCAGGAGUGUUUGGACGCUCUUCUGAAUCAGGUUAGGAUGAUCGAAGACGCAACCGACGAUGGAGAGAAACAUCUCACGAGUGAACUCGCUAGGUGGGACGAAUUCGUGAAUGGCGUGAGCAACAUGUACAGGUUAAUCGAGGAACAAAGAAGACGUCUGAACGAGCUCAUCGAACUCGAGGCGUCUACGAAAUGGAAGCUGGAGGAGCUGGACAAACUGGAAACUAUGAACCAGUGUCACAUGUGGAAGACGGCGACGUUACUCACCGCCUCGCACGAAUUGCUACGCGAUUAUCCCGGGAAACAUAUUCCAGAAGAGACGUACGCGGCCCACGAGAUGACGAAAAUAAUCGAGCAUGGAGUAUGCAUCGAACGUGAACGUCUUCUCCAACUGUUGGCCCUAGCCGAGGAAUACGAGCAGACUCUUCGUGAAUUCGCUCAGAUCACCGAAAUCGCGGAGAACUUGCUGGAAAGUCCCAUCUCCGUGAUGAGUUUGGAACAUUUGCAAGAGGAGAUGCAGAAGCACAGGAAGUUCUUCGUCAACUUGAACCACUGUCGAGCGAUUCUGGAAUCGUUGGAAGGGAACCUGGACCCAGAAACCAGGACUAAAUACGCAGAUCUUCACGAGGAGCUGCACGGCAGAGCUAUAUCGUUGUUAGACCAGGCUGCGUCCAGGGCUCAGCAAAUGGCACUCGCUGCGUCUAGAUGGAUUCUCUUGGAGCAGGGUGUGAAAGAGGAGCGGGGGUGGCUCCAAGUUGCUCAUCAACGAGUUCCCGACCUCCAGACGGUGACGUCGUCCGAUUACGAUCAGUACAUCUCGUUGUACCAGUCUCUGGCGACGGACGUUGCGACGCAUCACGCUCGACUAAUUCAGCUUCUGAACGUGGCACGUAAUCUUCAGGAAUUGGUGAACAUCGAAGAUCCCGAGGAUCGUUACGGCGAGGCAUUGGACGUUAUCGUGAAGCUUCAGGACAACGUGGAGUCGUCGUUGAGAAAGUUGCUAUCGUUCAGAGAGAGUUGGUGCAACCAGGAAAUGCUGAUGAACCGGUUGGAAAACUGGAUGACGUUGGUGGAGAAGGAAUUGGUCAGUCUUCGCGAUCCCUCGGGUGGUCAUAUACGUCAAUUCUGGGAAUUGAAGGCACAGUACGAAGUCCACAACAACAUUCGAGAAGAGGCUAGCAACAGCUUUGAGCAAGCCCUGCGAAUAAUCCCGCUGUCGGACGAGAUGCUGCAGAGGCAGUUCCAUCGUGAGGUGCAAGAUCGUUGGAACGACGUCUCGCAGCAGAUAAACAACAUCCACGAACGAGUAACGCGGAACAUCUCUUCGGGGGACAUCUCGUCCAACGAGAAACUGAAGCUCCUCGAAAGGGAACUGAACGAACUGCGAAUAACCGUCGACAGUUUCCACGGUGUUCUAAAGACGGAGGAGGAGCUAGAUCUGUACAUCGAACGUUUGACCGUUUUGUUCGACAGAAUCUGCUUGAUCCAAGACGAGCUGGGUCGCCUUGGUCUGCUGCCAGUGGCGGAGAGCGAGAAAGUCGGUGUUCUACUGUCCUCAGCUCGAAGAAUAGAAAGUCAAAUUAGCGAGGAGUUGGACGCGGCACAGUUGGUGAGGGAGAGGCUUCAGGCGAUCCAGCGUGGCCUCAGUCGCGUUAGGAAAGCUCAUCAACGGCAAUCGUCUAUAUUGGAUCAGUGCGAGGGAAGCGAGCGACAGGGAAGCGACGUGGUCGCAGCUGCCGUCGAUCGAUGUCAAACCGUCGCUGACGAGCUCGCUAUUUUAUGGCAGGAUAUCAUGGGCCUCAGACAAUUAUUGCACACUCUGCCCACCGUUAUGAGGGUCUCGGUGUCGCCGGUCAGCGUCGAACGAGACAUUUCAAACCUUCAGGACACUCAUACGAAUUUAGAAGCUAGAUGUACACGAUUGUUAACUCUGUUGAAGAACAGACUCGCCUUAUGGAGAAGAUUUGAGAAACAGCUGGAGAUGGUGCAACAGUCGGUACAGGAAGCUGACUACAUGAUGGAGUUGUUGACCGUACAAGGCUCUGUCGAUUACGAAAGGCUACUGAAAGCUACCGAAAGGCUAGAGGGUCUGAGCGGUGAUUUGGGCGCGCGAGAAGUUCUUAUUGGCGAAUUGCGAGAGGCUGCCGAACCUCUGCGGGAGGGUUGCGCUGCAGAGGUCCGCGAGAAGGUCGAAGCGGCGGUAAAUGAGGCCGUACAAGCCUGGGAGGACACCAGGGCCGAAUUAGAUGCCCUUUGCACCAAGUAUCAGCACGCGUGCAGACUGUGGCAACAGUACAAAGACUCGAGCGCCGCGGUGAAAGCCUGGGUGGACACGCAGAUGGACAACGUUGCUAACCUGCCGCCAGAAGAGGCCGUCAAACACAUCAAGAUUUGCGAGGAGACGAUGGCGGAGCACAAGGAGAGGUUGGCGGAGCUUCAGGGGCUGGUGGCUCAGAUCGCGUCGAACGUCGGUCUGGACGCUAGUGGACCGUUGCACUGCGAAGUGGAGGCACUCGGUCAACGUCUGGAGGACAUUCGUGAAACGUUGUCGUGCCUCGCGGAUGCCGCUGAUGCCCGUGCCCUCAACCAGGAGCUCGCACGUGGCGAUUUAUGUCAGACGAAAAAUUUCCUGGACUCGGUCCAACAGAGCCUGACCUCGGUGAACCAAGGCGAGUCAAAGGAACAGCUGAAGCUCCUUCGUAAUCAUCUUCUCGCGCUAACGUGCACAGAGCCACAGUUGCAGUCGAUCAAAGAACGCACGCUGGAGGUGUCGACGCAGGAGCUGUCGGUAGUGGAGGUGCUGCAACGAUGGCAGAACGUCUUUAGAGAAACCUUCCAGCAAUAUCAUCGUUUGUCGGCUCAUCUAGUCAAAACCCAGGACGGCGCGACUGCCUUGAAACUCUGGCAGGAGUAUCUGGCCGACGUGCAGGACUUCCUGUCCAACGAUGUAUCCGGCGACUACAAUGGCCUGUCGAAACAUCGGAAUCUCUGCGAGGUUCAUCGGAACCUCUUGACCGACCAACAGAAUCUCAUACUCACCGUUCGAGCGGAAGAGGGCAGCAACUUGUCGACGACGGAGCAGUUCAACAUCCUGACGAAUCUCCACAAUGAAACGCUGGCCACGAUCAUGGAGAGACACGCGGCGGUGCGCGACAGAUUGGCCGCGUGGGACAGGUACAAGUCGGACCAGAGUAAACUGUUAUCCUGGCUGAAGGAGGUAGAAAGAGAACGAGGGCAGCUGCAUCUUCGAUUCAUCCAGUUGCAAAGGCUGGACGAAGUCCUUCAGAGGAUACAGGCGCUGCUGGACAAGAUAGAACAGGGCAAAGCUCAACUGGAGUCUCUGCAGGAGCAACAGGAGACCUUGCUGGUCAACUGCGACCAGACGCUGGCCAUGUCCAUCCGCAUGGAGCUGGCGGCUCACGCUCAGAGAAUAGCCAACCUGAGCUCCAGCCUGGAGAUCUGGCGAGACUACAUCCCGAGAAUACAGAAGUUGUACGCAGAGUACGAAGAACAGACAAAGGACAUCACGUCGACGUUCUACGAGAUGAGCCAGACACUGAGCAGGGUGUUCCGCGCGAGACCUGCCAGCUUGUCGAAGACGAAGCAACAGCUGGAAUCGAUUCAACAGCUGCAAAACAGAUUGGCUGGCAUGAGCACGGAGUUGGAGUCGCUGAGCGUGAUCACGGAGCAACUGAGGGAGUGUCUGAGUCCCAUCGACAUGAAAUCGUUGAAUCAACAGCGGGCGCUUCUUCGGUUGCAGCACGGGGACCUCGAGCACCAGGCAGCGUUGCUUAUUUGCAGGUUGGACGAGCGUUGCGAUCUUUAUGAUCGUUGGAAGGACAGGUCGGCCAGGUUGCUCACGUGGAUAGACGAGACCGAGACCCGUAUUCAAGAUUGCGACUCGAUGGCGCCGAACGAACCUGAAGAGACAUUGAAGAGACUGGAGUGUGAUCUGCAGGCGGAUAUCGCGUUGAAACAGCCGGAACUGUUGUGGAUACAGAAUACCGGUCAAGAUCUGAUAGAGGUGGCCGAGGAAGACGAGAGCGAGAGGCUGCAACGAACCUUGGACGAGGUGAACGAGAGAUGGGAACGGUUGCUGGCUACGGGCAAAUCCAGAGCCAGUAAAUUGGUCGAUCUCAUGAGAACCAUGAACAAUUUGGAGAAGAGGAUAAACGAGCUGAGGGUCUGGCUGGCCAGCGUGGAGAGCCAGCUGUCGGAGACGUUUGUGAUCGAGGAGAUCGCUCAGAGCUGCAUCGACAAGAAACUCGAGGAUCACGAACACCUUCAGAAGACCAUCGAGGCAGAGAGCGGUAACAUCGGCGAGGUGUUGAAUCUCUGCGAGAUUCUCUUAAGCGACUGCGACGCCUGGAAAGCUUCCUUCAACACGGACGCCAUUAAGAACGGGAUGGAAGGGUUGGAGCGUAGGUGGACAGCAACCUGCGUGAAAUCGGCCGAGAGGAAAGGGAAGAUCAUCCUCGCGUGGAAGAUCCUUCAGGAAUUGGGGAGGAUCAGGUCGGAGCACGGAGGCUGGCUCGGGGAGACCGACGAGGCUCUAUCGGAACUGGAGAACAGCCUAGACGAGCUUUCCAAGGAGGAGUCGAAGAGAACCAUCGAGAAAGCCAGAAGCAUUCUCGACGAUAUAGAGGUGCACGAGCCGGCGAUGAAGAUAAUCGAGCAGAACUUUGGUCGUUUAGCUAGGACAGGCCUGGAGCCAGAUAACCUGAAGUCGCUUAUCAGCGAGACACGGCGGCUUAUCGAUAAAUGGCAAACGUUGAAACCUAGAGCGAACGCCGUUCUACUGGCGCUGCAACAGGGACAGAAGAAUUACCGGGACUUCAUCACGGUGCACGGCGCUGCGGUUGUCGGAUUGACGCAAGUCGACGUUCGACUGACCACCACGCAACAUUUGUCCACGCUCGAACAGAAGUCCUCGUCGCGUCGACGGCUGCAACAGUUGAACGAGAUCGAGGAAGAGCUUCGCACGCAGAACCUCACGUUGCAAAAAGCCGACGAGUUGGCGUUGAAGGUUAUGCAGGAAUGUCAUCCGGAUGACGUGGCGACUAUCCAAGAGUUGGUGGACGAGUAUCAGCUUUUAUGGAAGGACAUCAAGAAGAGAGUUGCCUCGUUGAGAGCGGAAAUCGAGGGACAGGAGAAGCUGGAGAUUGACGAGGCCGUGCAGGUGGAGACGUUGAAGUUCGAACAGGACAGCGCCGUUCAAGUGGACACGUUGCCCAAGUUGUUGAGAAUGACGUCGAGCGACGCGUAUCUGAUGGAGUUGGAGGCUGCUCUGAUCGAGUGUAACGACGCUCUGGACACGCUUGAAAUAGCAAUUACACCGGAUCCUGUCGCUGGUCCUGGGCUGAACGCCACUGCUAAGAAUAUCAGUAAACUAAUCGGAAGCUGUCAAUCGUCGAUCGAGCUGGUUCGUCACUUGCAUAGUUUGCUCAUAGAGGAUGGAAAAUUAAGCGCGCAGGCUGCCAAGGCUAACGAGGUGGCGGCGUUGACGAACAGAUAUGAAAAUCUUCUAAUCUUAGCAAGAACGCGGGAACAACAGAUCAGAGAACUCAGCGACACUGGCAGAUUAACCUGUCCCGUGUGCUCGCGUCGUAAUUGGGCUCAGCUGGAGAACGAUCUCUGGAGGCUAGAGAAAUGGCUGGAAUUCGCCGAAGGCACCCAAAGCGAGCAACAUUCACCACCAAGCAACAUAGAAGAGUUGGAAGACGUUAUACAAGAUCACAGGGAAUUCGCGCUCGAUCUAGACAGUCACAAAAGUAUUCUAGUCAGUUUGAACACCGUCGGCGCUCACCUGGCCGACCACACGGAGGAUCUGUGCCGGGCGAUGCAGCUCAGAGACAGAUUGACCGUCGCCAACACCAGGUGGGACAAGGUGUGCAAUGUGGCUGCACACUGGCAGGGACAGCUGCAAAUUGCGCUGAUGUCGAACCAGCAGUUCCAUCGUAUCAUUGAGGAAUUGCUUGCCUGGCUGGAGAAAACGGAAGUUAGCAUACGAGCCAGCGAACCGGUCGACUUGACCGAGUCGCCGGAGAUUAUGACCGCCAAGUACAAUAAAUUCAGGGAACUGAGGAGUGAUUUGGAGCGAUGCGAGCCCCGAGUUUUGUCGCUUCAAGAGUCGGCCAAUCAAUUACUGGACGAAAAAGGCGAGACCAGGUCACGCCUACAGGAAUUGCGACUCAGGUUACUGUCACUUCGUCGGCUGACUGGAAUAUACGCCUUGAAAUUAGGGGCAGCGUUAGGGAUGGACCCACGAGAUAUUGGACUCGCUGCCACCAGUUCCUCCCUUGCUUCCCUUUCUCACGAUCUACUCGACGAAGCUGCCUCCGGAACCGUUCAGCCCCACGACGCACCUGGCACAAAUGGUGACGAUGGCGAGCUCACGGUAUUGUCUCGGGGAUACCGUUUCCUGGGCCGAGUGUUGCGAGUCUCGUUGCCGAUUCAGGCGCUAAUGCUGUUAUUCCUCGGCGUCGCCUCGUUGGUACCAUCCGCCGAAGAAGACUACAACUGCAUGCUGUCGAACAACCUCGCCAGAAGCUUCACGCCAAUGGUCGUCUAUCCGAACGGGCCGCCGCCGAUUUAACGAUAAGAAAACCCAGUCUCGGAUCUCGCGCCGAUUUCGUAGGGCCCAGAAGAACGUUCAACCGAAAUAUCCAGAGAAGUCGCGGCAAGCGGAAACGCGAGAUCGCGCGCGAUCUGCGUACGCACGUACCUACUUAACUAGUCUGUCGCACGGUAAUUCUCCGUCGACGCAAUCGUACGAUGAGAAAGAUCGGCAAAACAUCCGUUCUUUUUCGUACGAAUCCUCGCAGUUAGAACUUUCGACUCGAGAUGGUCGAACAACUUUGGAUAGAACUAAGACGUUCAACUGUCUCGACGAGAUAAAAGAAAAGAAAAGAAAAGAAAAGAAGAAGAAAAAGAUACAUCCUUCUGUAGACGAUGAUUUUACACGUAAUAGACUAAUCUUGCCGGAUUAAAGUGGCAUGGCGUCGUUAAUCUGGCCACACGUCCCAAUGAAAGACUAAAGUUCAGACACAGUACGAGCAACCAGAUUCUGUUCAAACAUUGAACGAACCAUGAAAUGGACCUUUUUUUACUUGCUCCUAAUGAGAAAUUCGAUGAUUUCCUUUCGUUUAUUCGUUGUAUUCGGGUAUUUAGAUGGUACGAAUUUGUAUAGAUCUACGUUUGUAUAAAAUUUGUAAUAUAAUUGGACGUUUUUGUAGUUGAACUUUAACAGCGAAUUCUAAUUCUUUUUCUUUCUCUUUCUUCUUUUUUUUUAAACUUGAUUUCUAUCUCUUCGUUUCUGAACAAAUUGUACAGGCCAUACAUCGAGGUAUAAAUACGUUGCGUUUGAAUGCUAUUUAACAUGUUUGGAUAUCGAUGAUAUCCGUUGGAAGUACUACUUACUUAACACGAAUAUGUUCCAUGAUAGAGCGUGAUAUUACAUACAACAUACCUGUUCGACUUUAUUUUUUAUACGUUGCAUUUAUAAACUCGAGGGUGAAUAAGGGUAAGAGCGAGGCUCGAUUUCGCGAGAUCGAGAACGAAACGUCCACUGACCGAUCAUUUUCAGAGCGUGAUCGCGAUAGACCGCGAUAGUCAUUGGUGCUAGUUUCGAACGACAUAGAGAGAAUACGCAUAAUAAUUAAUUAUAAUACGAGUACAUUAUUACUAUCACAUUAUUAUCGAGGUGAUUUUGAAUUGUUCUUCUCUCCAUUUUUUUUUCUUUCCACGACUCCUUGGAAGGAAAUAACAUAAGGAACAUAAAACAAAAAAAAAAAAAAAAAACAGGAACGUGACGAAGAAAAGGAAAAAAGAGAAGACACAGAGAAGACGUGUAUCGCAUAAUAAUCGAAAUCGCAUGACGAAGUUAUCGACGACACCUCGAACGGGGUGUAUUGUCUCUUAUUUUUUUCUUUUUUUUUUUAAUCCUGUUUUCGAACGAGAACGACACACUUUUGGAUACGCACAAAAGGAUCACGAGUUCAUUAUUCGAGGUACAAAAAUACGAGAACGACUGUAUUUAACGGCCCGCUAGUUUCGCUUCCUAAUUUAUCGAUAUCUUGCUUGCUGCGCGACCGAGCUUUGUUAUGUAUUUUUAUAAGGACAGAGCUUUCUGAAAGGCGGUGUACAUCUGUCGAUGUAAUAUAAUUAUAAUAAAUUGAAACCUAUACAGAA
Messenger RNA from Frieseomelitta varia, 14185 nucleotides. Its product is annotated as nesprin-1-like. Gene Ontology annotation, cellular component: nuclear outer membrane; meiotic nuclear membrane microtubule tethering complex; cytoplasm. Gene Ontology annotation, molecular function: actin filament binding. Gene Ontology annotation, biological process: nuclear migration. NCBI's taxonomy places the organism in Eukaryota, Metazoa, Arthropoda, Insecta, Hymenoptera, Apidae. The coding region runs from base 84 to 12590 and encodes 4168 amino acids. The record is from RefSeq and is a predicted model, not a curated record. The transcript has 13 exons.